AUGGGAAAGGCUGCAGAGAGACUAAACAUAGACUUUGUCGUCUCAACUGGAGAUAACUUUUACGAUAAUGGAUUAGAAGGUGUAGACGAUCCAGCAUUUGAAGAUUCCUUCACAAAAAUUUACACUGCUGAGGGUUUGCAAAAGCAAUGGUAUUCUAUUUUGGGAAAUCAUGACUAUAGGGGCGAUGUUGAGGCACAAUUAAGCCCCAUCCUUUCUAUGAUCGAUGCUCGAUGGCUUUGUCGAAGAUCUUUCCAUGUUAAUACCGAAAUGGCGGAUUUUUUCUUCGUGGACACCACCCCAUUUGUUGACAAGUACUUCACAGACUUUGAGCACAGUUAUGAUUGGCAUGGGGUGUUUCCUCGAAGCAAAUACUUAGCUGACGCUCUAGAAACUUUGGAAUCGGGAUUGAGAGAGUCAACCAGAAAGUGGAAAAUAGUUGUUGGUCACCAUGCAAUUAGAAGUGCUGGAUAUCACGGCGAGACUCAAGAACUCAUUCAGCAUAUACUCCCAAUACUCAAGGCCAACAAUGUGGAUUUUUACAUGAAUGGACAUGACCAUUGCUUGGAACAUAUUUCCAGCCUUGAUAGCCCAAUUCAAUAUUUAACUAGUGGAGGGGGCUCCAAGGCUUGGAGGGGCGACACUAAUUAUGAACAUUACCAUCAUGGCAUGAAAUUCUUCUAUGAUGGUCAAGGUUUCAUGUCUGUGGAGUUGACUAGCACAGAAGCCCAAAUUAUGUUCUAUAAUGUUUAUGGCGAUGUUCUUCACAAGUGGAAGACGAUUAAGGAGUUUCACUCUACAGUAUAAAUUAAAUCAACUAAGCAGAGAAAAUUUUGUAUAAUUAAUUUCUCUUCUAUUAUACCAACAUCAAGAUGUCCACGUGAUCUAGAUGAUGUUACAAAUUAUAUUCAUUAUAUUUUUGUAUGAAAAAUAAAUAAAGAAAUUGCAACUGCAUUUUAGGGUUUAUGCAGUGAUUAGUGAUGUUACCAGGAAACUUAAAUUUUCUUUUUGUGUACAAACAUGGCUUUUAUAAUAUAUUUCUAAUAAUAUUUUUGCUUUCA
Mangifera indica (mango) is the source of this 1058-nucleotide messenger RNA. RefSeq names its product purple acid phosphatase 3-like. The record is from RefSeq and is a predicted model, not a curated record. The transcript is spliced from 6 exons. Bases 1 to 804 code for a protein of 267 amino acids. Gene Ontology annotation, molecular function: ferrous iron binding; ferric iron binding; acid phosphatase activity. Lineage: Eukaryota; Viridiplantae; Streptophyta; Magnoliopsida; Sapindales; Anacardiaceae.